ACAGUCUCAGACCACUCUUUUGGAUGACUUCAACACCACAAUCGCACCUCUCCAUACCCCCAUUGCGCUUCGCGAUCGCCUCAUAACACGCCGCCAAAGUAACUACGAUCUCCCGAAUGCCCCCAAAAGUCCAAUUGAUGCUGACCAGUGCUCCGUAGAUGUUCGCCCGUGCUGCCGCCCGCGCGGUCCCCAAGACCCCUUCCACGGUCGCCCGCCGCGGCUUCCAGACCACUCGCGCCCAGAUGUCCUCGCCCUACCACUACCCCGAGGGUCCCUACACCAACAUCCCCUUCAACCCCAAGAGCAAGUUCUUCGGUCUUGGAUUCUGGACCUACUCCUUCGUCGGAUUCUUCGCCCCCUUCGGCAUUGCUGUCUGGCAAACCAAGAAGCCCAAGGUUUAAGGAAACUCUUUGCACAAUUUUUCCUUGAGUCGAUCGCCAUUGUAGAGCAUGGAUUGGGUUGAGACGGAGGACGACUGUGUACACAAGCCGAAAUAGAGACUUUUCGUCCUCAAUGGAUCAGCAGGAAAACCGAAUGACGAUCUGUCCGUCGCGGUAUUCUAUGUGAUGAAUGUGAAUCACGGACCUUGGAGUCACACCAGACUACAGAGUGUGCCCACGCUGGAGUACGCAUCAGAGGUUGAAUGGGGAUAGAAGUCACAUUUCUCUACUCAAGUGGCAGUUGGCUCCAUUGUGUAGUGUAAGCAACUGGACGGUCUUAAAGACUAAGGGGUCACAAACAGAGUUCGCCUCAGUAGGCUCCAUCUCUUGUCGAUUAUUCUGGUGCUCAUACUGGGAACGUAUGCGAAUUGAAACUCAGAGCUUACCGAUUUGGCCGAAGGGGUAAUUGAUUGUUGCUCGUACAUUAUUCCACCACUCAAUCAGCUUGUGCUGGACUCCUGACACAGAGAGGUGCCUGCUGUUGCUGGUGGCCGGAGUGGAAUCGAGGGGGUAAUAAGGACUUCUUGUGUGUAUUCAAUUAAUAGAAAGGUCAUUGGAUGAAGGUCUUUUGGGUACGGCCGGUGAGGUGAGGAGGAGGGAAGGAGGGCUAACUAACGUAUCAAUCAUAACAGGACAAUGGAAUAAGCUUUCGACGAUAAGGUAUGGACAGGCA
Messenger RNA from Colletotrichum scovillei, 1113 nucleotides. RefSeq names its product cytochrome-c oxidase chain VIIc. The record is from RefSeq and is a predicted model, not a curated record. Gene Ontology annotation, biological process: mitochondrial electron transport, cytochrome c to oxygen. Bases 159 to 401 code for a protein of 80 amino acids. NCBI's taxonomy places the organism in Eukaryota, Fungi, Ascomycota, Sordariomycetes, Glomerellales, Glomerellaceae. The transcript is spliced from 2 exons.